Molecule: messenger RNA, 1626 nt
Organism: Entelurus aequoreus (snake pipefish)
Lineage: Eukaryota; Metazoa; Chordata; Actinopteri; Syngnathiformes; Syngnathidae
Product: E3 ubiquitin-protein ligase NEURL1-like
Exons: 6
Coding region: 251-1474 (407 amino acids)
Biological process (GO): negative regulation of Notch signaling pathway; nervous system development
Cellular component (GO): postsynaptic density; plasma membrane
Molecular function (GO): ubiquitin protein ligase activity
Source: RefSeq, a predicted model, not a curated record
GCGUGGGUGGAAUAAAGCAUUGAUAAAGUGUGCGCUGGUCACUUUGACGCGGACAGAGAGAGAGAGAGGUCCUUGAACGCACCUUGCUGUUAACUUGGACGCGGAGAGAGAGGUCCGUAAACGCACCUUGCUGUUAACUUUGACGCAGAGAGAGAGGUCCGUGAACGCACCUUGCUGUUAACUUUGACACGGACAGAGACAGAGAGCGAGAGAGAGGUCCGUGAACGCACCGUGCAUCCACAGCACAGCCAUGGGGGGCCAUCACAGCAGGAACAGUCAUAGCCAGCUUCGAUCUGCGUCCUACAGUACACACCACCACUACCAUCCCAAAGUGCACAAUUCAAUCAAUGGAGACCGCCCCUUCCCACCUCUGCUCUUCCACCCGAGGACAAAGGGCUCGCGGAUCCUCAUUGACCCCUCGCAGAAGACCGUCAAAAGGAUCGCCAGCUUCUGCGACGGCAUCGUGUUCAGCAACAGACACGUGGCCAUCAACGAGGUGGUCCGACUCGAGAUCACAGCCAGCCAGCCCUCCUGGCAGGGCGCGCUACGCAUCGGUUUUACAACGGAAGACCCCUCCACCAUGAGCCCUGAUCGAUUGCCCAAGUAUUCGUGUCCGGAUCUGGCCGCUAAGCCCGGCUUCUGGGUGAAAGCGCUGCCGGAUGAGUUGCUCCAUACGGGGAACGUCAUCUCCUUCUGGGUGAACAUUAAAGGCAGCGUGUUCUACCAGGUCUACAACGGCAACCCCAAACGUUUGCUGAGUCAUCUCCCCGUCUGGCAGCUCCUGUGGGUUCUCAUCGACGUCUACGGACAGACCAAAGGAGUCCAGUUUCUUGACCGUGACCUUUACUCCGCUCGCGCUUUCACCGCCAAACACACGUCCGACUUCCAGCAGAGGAAGCGCGGCGACCCGCUUCCUCUCAGCUUUUUCGGCGAGGAAUGCCACCAGCAAUGUGGCGACCACGACCACAUCCAUCCGGACCAUCACCCUCCUCACUAUGAACAACGCCCCUUGGACGACUGCUGCCGCCGUGACCCGAACCGUGUGCAGCUGCCGGACCGCCACAGCGAGAUGGGGCCCAAUCACCCACUCAAGAUCUUAGACGCAGAUGUCCGACAUCCGUCACCCCCCAGCUCCCCCCUUCCUCCCUCUGUGAUUGACAUGGACACAAAUGUGUCUCACAAACCCAGAAAGGUCUACGUGAAGCAACGCGUGUCCGGCUCGGCACUUCCUUCACACGCAGGCUCGUCCCCACAACGCCCGCCAGCCCUGAACUCGCCUACGGGGACACAAACCACGAGCCCACACGAGUCAGUGUAUGCCAGCCUCAGCUCGGAGUCCAACCUCAACACAGCUCGUGAGAACCUGCGCAACUCUCACUCGUCACGUCCUUCCACAGGUUGGUCCCAAAAGCUCCUCCAUUCUAAAUCUAGUCCUCUCUUGACUCAUAACCAGCACGCUUUGAAGUGGGAAUGAAGUCAGAGGCGGAAUAAGGCUAAUUACAAAAAUAAAGUGGCAAUAGUGUGACAAAAUGUGUAAUAUGAGCUAAAAAUUGAAGGGACAAGCGGUAGAAAAUUGAUGGAUGGAUGAAGAAAAAAAUAAUUGAAAGAUGUAUUUUUUUUUUUAUA